AUGGAGGCAAGUAAUCGGUCCGUGAAAAGACCAAGACAGAGACUGGUAUCCUCAGAAUCAUCUGUCUCAGAAUACCAGAAUUUGGCUGAAAAGUUUCAGGUUCUCGAUCAGAUUUAUUCUAGUGAGAACGAGGAAGAGGUCUUGUCGGAAUAUCUAGACGCCAAGACAGUGGAUAACCUCAUCCUGAAG
Messenger RNA from Pelobates cultripes (western spadefoot toad), 189 nucleotides. Lineage: Eukaryota; Metazoa; Chordata; Amphibia; Anura; Pelobatidae. The record is from the annotation of a GenBank genome assembly.